Molecule: messenger RNA, 535 nt
Organism: Dentiscutata heterogama
Lineage: Eukaryota; Fungi; Glomeromycota; Glomeromycetes; Diversisporales; Gigasporaceae
Source: the annotation of a GenBank genome assembly
AUGAAAAAUAAUAACUAUGCCAAGGCAAAGUCGUACUUGGAGGUUCUUAGUCGGUGGCAUGAAUGGUGGGCCCUAGCAUAUUUAAAGGAUUGUUUUUUCAUCAACAUGCUGUCUACACAAAGAGAAGAAUCAAUAAACAGCCUGUUAAAAGAUUUCGUUAAUUGUAAAACGAGGCUUAUAGAAUUUUUAGAAGCCUUUGAAUAUGCACUCGAUCUCUGUAAAGAGGCUGAGCAUAUUUUUGCCUAUAAAAAGCUUGUUUAUCCUAUUCUCUUAACUUUUCCAAACCUUAUCAAAAAUCAAGCCGCAAGUUGUUUGACAUGCUGCUAUAAUCUUGAAUUUGCCAGAAUAGUUUGUCAUCAUUCUCUUGUAGCUGCUGUUUAUCUAUCUUUUGCUUAUCUUGAUCUUGUGCACUUUUCAAAACAUUGGCAGAAAGACCAGCUCAAGUUAGAACUUGUAAAGGAUUAUGUUAAUUUCUAUAGUCAAUCACAAUCACAAACCCCAGGAAUUUUAAUAUCACAUAAAUUAUUUGGUAAAG